Messenger RNA from Sciurus carolinensis (gray squirrel), 656 nucleotides. It is a transcript of the gene Anapc11, whose product is annotated as anaphase promoting complex subunit 11. The coding region runs from base 169 to 423 and encodes 84 amino acids. The transcript is spliced from 3 exons. Gene Ontology annotation, cellular component: nucleus; anaphase-promoting complex. Lineage: Eukaryota; Metazoa; Chordata; Mammalia; Rodentia; Sciuridae. Gene Ontology annotation, molecular function: cullin family protein binding; zinc ion binding; ubiquitin protein ligase activity. Gene Ontology annotation, biological process: anaphase-promoting complex-dependent catabolic process; protein ubiquitination; positive regulation of mitotic metaphase/anaphase transition. The record is from RefSeq and is a predicted model, not a curated record.
CGCGCGCGGGGCGGGAGGGCGCGUGCGCACUGGCAGCGGGGCUCGGCGGGCGCAGCUCUGGAGGCGCCGGCCGCGGUGCGGUCGUUUUUAUACCUUCCCGCGCGGACGCCGGCGCCGCCAACGGAAGGGCGGGGCGGCGCGUGAUUAGGCGGCGAAGGCCCCGGCGCCAUGAAGGUGAAGAUUAAGUGCUGGAACGGUGUGGCCACUUGGCUCUGGGUGGCCAAUGACGAGAACUGUGGGAUCUGCAGGAUGGCGUUCAAUGGCUGCUGUCCCGACUGUAAGGUGCCUGGCGAUGACUGCCCGCUAGUGUGGGGCCAGUGCUCACACUGCUUCCACAUGCACUGCAUUCUCAAGUGGCUCAACGCACAGCAGGUGCAGCAGCACUGCCCCAUGUGCCGACAGGAGUGGAAGUUCAAGGAGUGAGGCGCCCAUGCUGCAUCUGGAGCCCCUUUCCCCCAGUGCCAUGCCUGGGCUUAGCCCUCUUACCCAAGAUGGCCUCUGAGUCCCCUCUUCACAGUGGAGCCUGAUGGCCAUGGUCUGGGGACAGUCCUUGGGCUGUGACAGGGUUGAAACAAGGACUGGAACCUGUUAUUUUCCAUCACAAUGCUGAUGCUUUUAUUCAAUAAGUAAAACUCAUUAAAGUACCUGAGCCUUGC